CUUGCUUGGCGGGAACGUUUAUGAUUGUACACUCGAAACGGAAUAGGAUGUUAGAAUCCCCAGAGCUCACUUCAUGAAAAAGUGUUGCGUUUUUCUGCAAGUCAAAUAAUUUUAUAACACAGCGAACAAAGAAUAACCUCCUGGCUCCACAAAUGGUGGACUGGCUCCACUGUAACCUGUGUUUCAUACAGCCUGGUGCAGGAGCCAACUUCUCCCUCACCAACUGUGGACAUAUCUACUGUGAGAAAUGUUUGGUAGAAGUUGAUGUUUCAGGCUGCAAAGAACGAUGUCGGAUGUGUGGAUCCAACUGCACAAUCAUCAAGCUAUCUGCAAAUAUGAAACCAGAAGUGGAACUGUUUUUCACUGAUCCUGUGGACAUCCUGAGGAAAUGUUUGAAGCAAGCCAUACAGGUGUUAGACUUCCAGAAGAACCAUCGCGGGAGGAUGCUGAGUCACUUUAAGGGAAAGGUCUCGAAGCAGCAGGAGGUGUUGGACAAGGCCCAGCAUUCUAUACUGAAAUACCAGCAAGUAGAGAGAGAAUUGAUACGGUUGAGAGAAGAAAACUCAUAUUUGAAACGAUUGAUAUCAGAAAAGGGACUUGGGAGUCAUUCUAGGCCCGGGGUCCAGUACCGGGAGCAUGCGUCCAGCAUCAUCAUCGCCGGGGAGCUAUCGAGCUUCCCCAACCAGAUCCCCUGGCACCCAGACUUCACCCUACAAAUCCAGGGGCGCGGCACACUCUGCCCCCACGCAUUACUCCAGUUCCCAGCCUCAGUCGCAGCAGAUUUCAGGAACCUCACCAAUGACUUCUGGCCGCAUCUCUGUGAGGACACCGCCCUCUGGUGGCAGAAUAGCCAGCAGUCAAGUGACACCCAUCCACGACUUCCACAGGUCACAGACACCGCUAUCUGUCCCACAUCCUAUCAGUCUGCCAAGCCCCUCACCUAAACGUUCAUAUUGAAGAAGAGCGUGUUGAGGAUCUGAAGAUCGAGUCCACCUUGAGCUUGUAUGUUAGGUUGUACAAAGUCUAUAUUGUUAAUAAACUAAACAAAUGUA
Molecule: messenger RNA, 1052 nt
Organism: Haliotis rubra (blacklip abalone)
Lineage: Eukaryota; Metazoa; Mollusca; Gastropoda; Lepetellida; Haliotidae
Product: RING finger protein 212B-like
Exons: 14
Coding region: 153-944 (263 amino acids)
Biological process (GO): protein sumoylation; homologous chromosome pairing at meiosis; reciprocal meiotic recombination
Cellular component (GO): synaptonemal complex
Molecular function (GO): SUMO transferase activity
Source: RefSeq, a predicted model, not a curated record